GGCUCGAGCUGCGCCUGAAAGGCAGUCUGGGACUUUUCGGCUUCCGUAGCUAAAACAUCUCGCACGCACAAAACAAGACUACACUACAUUUUUAAAUAGUUGUUCACGUUUGUUUCCUACAGGGGAUCAGAGGCGAACAUUUAUCGCAGUAGCGUUUCUCUUAACAUCCGGAAGCGCUGCAGCGGCGGAGCGCUUGAACGGUUUCUUAAUUUUUGUGUAGUAAAUUGACGUUGCAUGCAUCGCGUAUGUCUGCUUGUUUGCAUUCUGUCAAUGUGAAGGCUAGUGCACCCUGAGCCCGUACCCCGAAAGAGCGGCGUGAAAGCCUGACCCCGCUCGCAGAGCCGGUGUCAGCGCUGUACGCGAGGAAGCAGCGUUAACCAGUCUAGCUAGCCCGCGAUCGGCGACCGGCAGCAUCAUGGGCAUUAACUAAUGACACUCGGCGAGAAAAUGACCGCGAUCAAUGGGAACGGAAGCGUCCCCGCCGACAGACGUUGAGCAUUCGGCCGCACUGUAGCUAGGCUUGUCCCCGGUGCUAAAGUGCGGACUGCUGGCUACUGCGGUAUCGCCGGAGGAAAAAAGAGGAAAUCUGUAUAUCGAGAAGACCAUGACAGGAGUGACACGGAUCCGGUCCACUUCAGCAUGGCGGUGCUGUUUUACGAAGGUCUAUUAGUUUGAGCUAAUAAAAGCCGGAGGGGGAAUAAAUCAAGACGUGCUCACAGCCCGAAUGUAGCUGACCCGCACAACGCUAAUCCCGACGUCUGAUUCUGCAUAAACCUCUAGUAUAUUAAUCUGCGACAGGACAUGCACGGAAGAAAGAGGGCUAACUGCGCGGAUUUGUGUCAGAUUUGUAUGGCAAUGGGGGCCACCCCGAGUGCAAAUAAAGAGAAGUAAAUGCGCGUCGACUCUGCACUGCAAGCAUGAGCGUGAUCUCACACUGAAAUCCGUCCAAGGGCAUUUUCUUUAUUGUCUCUCUCGCUAAUUUGCACCCGGACUUUCGCACCCGUGCCGUGUUGUGUAUCACACAUUUUGCUGUGUAAAUAUUAGAGACGGAAAUAAGCAGAGGCGUCCAUACGCACCAUGUCAGGAGACAGCUCGGGAAGCAGCGGCGAGGACACCGGUGAGGAGGUCCGGGAGGAGAUGUGCACUAUUAAACAUCAGCUCACCAACGCUAACCUUACAGGACACACUGAGAAAGUAGGGAUGGAGAACUUUGAACUCCUGAAGGUGCUUGGAACCGGAGCAUAUGGGAAGGUGUUUCUGGUGAGGAAGAACAGCGGGCACGACAAAGGGAAGCUGUACGCCAUGAAGGUGUUGAAGAAGGCGGCCAUCAUCCAGAAGGCCAAGACGGCGGAGCACACGCGCACCGAGCGGCAGGUGUUGGAGCACAUUCGCCAGUCACCCUUCCUGGUGACGUUGCACUAUGCCUUCCAGACGCACGCCAAGCUGCACCUCAUCCUAGAUUAUGUCAGUGGUGGAGAGAUGUUCACCCACCUGUAUCAGCGGGACCACUUCUCGGAGGAUGAGGUGCGAAUCUACAUCGGGGAAAUCAUCUUGGCCCUAGAGCAUCUGCAUAAGCUUGGCAUCAUCUACAGAGACAUCAAACUGGAAAACAUUUUGCUGGACAGUGAGGGACAUGUGGUUCUCACUGACUUUGGCCUGAGCAAAGAGUUCCUGGGGGAGGAGAAGGAGCGCACAUACUCGUUCUGUGGAACCAUUGAGUACAUGGCCCCAGAGAUCAUCAGGGGGAAGACUGGGCACGGCAAGUCAGUGGACUGGUGGAGUUUGGGGAUACUUAUGUUUGAGUUCCUGACGGGGGCAUCGCCGUUCACCUUGGAGGGGGAGAAGAAUUCCCAGUCUGAGGUGUCCAGGCGGAUUCUGCACUGCGAACCCCCAUUCCCUCCGGAGAUCAGCCCCCUUGCCCGGGACCUCCUGCGCAAGCUGCUGGUGAAGGACCCCCGUAAGAGGCUGGGCUCCGGGCCCCGGGGGGCCGAAGAGAUCAAGGGACAUCCCUUUUUCAAGGGACUGAACUGGGCAGACCUGGCUGAGAAGAAGGUGGCCACGCCCUUCCGUCCCGAGCUGAGGAAUGAGCUCGACGUCGGCAACUUCGCCGAGGAAUUCACAGGCAUGGAGCCCAUCUACUCCCCAGCCAGCACCCCCCCGAGCACGGACAGGCUUUUCCAGGGAUACUCGUUCAUUGCUCCCUCUAUUCUGUUCAACCGCAACGCUGUGAUGGGGGACAUUCUGGAGGCACAGACGAGCCCCGACCGGCCCGGUUCUGCCAGCGUGGAACGUAGUGCUACAUUGAAGGACUCCCAGUUCUUUCAGCAGUACGAGCUCUGCCUGCAGGAGACGCCGUUGGGCGAAGGCAGCUUCUCUGUGUGCAGAAAAUGUCGACACAAGCAGACCGGGCAGGAGUACGCCGUUAAGAUAGUGAGCCGAAGGAUGGAGUCCAACACCCAGCGAGAGAUAGCAGCCCUGAGGCAGUGUGAGGACCACCCCAACAUCGUCAAGCUGUAUGACGUCUUCCAUGACCAGUACCACAUGUACUUGGUGAUGGAGCUGCUGCGGGGGGGUGAGCUGCUGGAGCGGAUUAAGAGGAAGAAGCUGUUUGGGGAGGGCGAGGCCAGCCAGCUGAUGCGGAGCCUGGUGUCGGCCGUCAGCUUCAUGCAUGACGCUGGAGUCGUCCACCGCGACCUGAAGCCUGAGAACGUGCUGUUCGCGGACGAGGGCGAGGAUGCGGUCCUGAAGCUCAUCGACUUUGGCUUCGCGCGCCUCUGCCCGGCCGGGAGCGCCCCCCUGCAGACCCCCUGCUUCACGCUGCAAUACGCCGCCCCUGAGCUCUUCCACAGCACCGGCUACGACCAGGCCUGCGACCUCUGGAGCCUCGGGGUCAUCCUGUACACCAUGCUGUCGGGGCAGGUGCCCUUCCAGAGCGAGCUGAAAAGGAUGCCGCUGUCGCACGUCGCCGACAUCAUGCGCAAAAUAAAGGAGGGGGACUUCUCACUGGAGGGGGAGGCCUGGAGGGGAGUGUCUGAGGAGGCCAAAGAGCUGGUCAGAGGCCUGCUGACUGUGGACCCUGAAAAGCGACUGAAGCUCUCUGCCUUGCGGGAGAAUGAGUGGCUGCAGGGCGGGGGGGCCCUCUCCUCCACACCCCUGCGCACCCCCGACGUGCUGGAAUCCAGCGGCCCUACCGUCCGCACCUACGUCAACGCCACCUUCAAGGCCUUCAAUAAGGGCAAGCGUGAGGGCUUCUUCUUGAAGAGUGUGGACAACGCUCCCCUGGCCAAGCGCCGCAAGAUGAAGAUGACCAGCACGGGCGUGGAGACACGACGCAGCUCCUCCUCAUCCUCCUCCUCCUCUUCGUCCUCCACUGCGGUUCCACAGGCCCCAACUGUGGGAACCAGCAAGACACGGGUGGCUCCCGGCUCAGAGCCCACGGCCCAAAGCUAGAAGUAGGAACCUGCUGACACUCCCCCCCCCCCCCAAGGCUGUUCCAGGAUCAGCUCACCCAACCCAACACAGCCACUUGAAAACCCAGCAGAGAGACAGAGGACUGCUGGAUUUUGGGGGGGGGGAAACUCCAGUUCAGCACUUCCCGGUCUGUCUGUCCCGUGCCCUCAGGGGUGACAAUCCCAGUGCCCACGGACAGUAUGGUUGUUUCAGAACCACAGAUCUUCAGGGCUGGGGGGAGUUUGUAUUCCACACAGUGGUAGAUGGCGAACAGGGUCACCUUGUUUAGUAGUAUCCCCCCCCCAGGAUGGGGCAGCCUUGCUUUCAGAACAAAUACAGCUUGACGGAUUUGGUUCUCCCUCCUAUAUCGCUCUUGGAUUUUAACCCCCAUACUUGCUCGUUUUGCUAUAAUCCCCCCCCCCCCAUCUCAUUUCACAGCCUCCAGUGCAGUCCUCAGCAGAGCAUGUUUCCACAUGGGACAUGUUUGUCUCAGAAUCGCCCGUCGUGGCUGCCCCCACUUUGAGUGCGCCUCCCCGAGGCCCAGUGGGGGUUUGGUCGGCAGAUGACGGGUCUCCUAGGAAGGAGAGUUCCUCCUGGACUUGCAUGGUGGUCUCUCUGCAGACUUGACACUCUCUUCCAACCAAGAAACCAAAAUUUACUGUAUGAGUAUUGCAAGCACAAGGGAAAAAAAGUAUUUUAGUCCUUACAAGUCGAGUAUUGAGAACAUGAAAAGUAUCCUUACGGCACUAAAGUUGUCUUUUUAAAUAUAGAUGGAUUUUUAUAUACAAAUUUGAUACAUUCUUUGUUUUUUUUUUUUCUUGCACCUCAUUUUGAGCCUAUGGAUGGCUGCGAACCGUCACUUUGAGCUGAUUGGAGUUCAGCUGUAGUGCUUAACUACUAAAGACCCCAAAGACCCAAGAAACCCAAGAACAAAAAAAGCAGAUGUGCCAGAAGAGCCGGGUCGUCCCAUCCUGUGGGUCAGGGUCCUGUAAGGGGUCAGGGUCCUGUAAGGGGUCAGGGUCCUGUAAGGGGUCAGGGAAAGACCAGUGCACUGAUACACCGAUGCAUUUGAAAAAGACUUCAUUCAUCUUUUGGUCUGAAAAACUGAUUUAUCCAUUCUUUAAAACUUGCAAUACAGCUUUAAUUAUUUAGAUUACUUUUUUUUUACUUUUUGAUUUUGUUUUUUACUUUUUUGUAUUUGUAUUGAUUACCCUACCUGUCGGAGUAGUGGGUUACCCACCUGCCAUUUCAGACAUGGUCGCUGAUCAUGUGACCUGCCCUUUAAGCAGGUGGUGUGGUGAACAUGGUGUCCAUCACUGUAGCCUUUGACACACAUUGCUCUCGCCACAAUGUACCACUGCCGUGGGAAGCCACCGGCUUGAUGUUUUCCUGUCAUGCUUUAUAUAAUUGUUGUUGGUUUAUACAUGUGCAAAAAUCCUGCUCCGACUGAAUGUAUCCAGUUUUGUUACAUUGCUUUUUUCAUUUGGUUGGAGUUACUGCUGUCAUCUUCAGCGAUUGUUUUUAAGUUGUUUUCAUUUUAAAUGGGCUUCUAAAUGUUUUAUAAUUUGCAGGAAAGGUAAACAAUGCUGAUUGUUUGCACAGCCAAAAAAAAAAAAAGUUUGUGAAAAUGACAUGAUGAUGGAUUGAACUGAUAAAGAUGUUAAUGCGAUUGUUAUUUUGCAUAAAGAUGUUUUAAAAUCUGAACUAUUAUGACAAGUUAAUUUUACCGAACUGAUGGUAUUUCUGUAUAAAGAAUUUUAACCAAAAAAGGGAAAAGAAAUUAAUAAACUUGGGAAUUUUUAUUUAAUAAA
Messenger RNA from Brienomyrus brachyistius, 5261 nucleotides. It is a transcript of the gene rps6ka4, whose product is annotated as ribosomal protein S6 kinase, polypeptide 4. The transcript has 18 exons. Gene Ontology annotation, molecular function: magnesium ion binding; protein serine/threonine kinase activity; ATP binding. Gene Ontology annotation, biological process: regulation of DNA-templated transcription; intracellular signal transduction; protein phosphorylation. Bases 1078 to 3450 code for a protein of 790 amino acids. The record is from RefSeq and is a predicted model, not a curated record. NCBI's taxonomy places the organism in Eukaryota, Metazoa, Chordata, Actinopteri, Osteoglossiformes, Mormyridae.